CAUGAAAUUAGACGCACGGAGAUUCAAACUGGUCGGCGGGUCGUUAGAGAAUAGACGGUAAAAAUAAAACACAGCAAAGACUCAUUGUGAAGAAUAAACCGAAAACAGUCGAAAAUGACCAGCACGCUGAAAGGUAUUACGCUUAAAGGAAGCGCGGAGUUAGUGGCCGAGUUUUUCUCGUUUGGCAUCAACAGCAUCCUGUACCAGCGAGGCAUAUAUCCCCCGGAGACCUUCACCAGAGUUACCCAGUAUGACAUGAGCCUUCAGCUGACCACCGAUGUCAAGCUAAAGAACUACCUGACCAACGUGGUGUCUCAGCUCAAAGAGUGGCUGUUUGAGUGCACAGUACAGAAGCUGGUGUUGGUCAUCACAUGUCUGGAAACCAACGAGGUGCUGGAGAGAUGGCAGUUCGACAUUGAGUGUGACAAGUCAGCCAAGGAGAGCAGUGCUCCCAGAGAGAAAUCCAUCAAGACCAUUCAGGAUGAGAUCCGCUCUGUCAUCAGACAGAUCACAGCCACUGUGACCUUCCUGCCUCUGCUGGAGAGUGCAUGUUCCUUCGAUCUGCUGGUCUACACCGACAAAGACCUGGUGGUACCCGACAGAUGGGAGGAGUCUGGCCCACAGAUCAUCAGCCAAUCAGAGGAGGUGCGUUUGCGCUCCUUCACCACCUCCAUCCACAAGGUGAACAGCAUGGUGGCAUACAAGAAGACCGACUCAGUCUGAUCCUUGGCAUUGUCGGGCUCACUUGACCCUAUCACCUGUAUAUAGUCAACCACUUCCCCUGGAUUUUACACUGCCCUGUCCUACCUCGCUGUUUGGUUCUGUCUACUCCUGUAUACUGAAGAUUUCACUUCCUCUUUCUCCCUGAUCAUCAUUAAUGUGCCUUUUUUCAGAAGGGCAUUUUUGACUCAUGGAGUAUCUUUAUUGAUGUAAAUAUUCUUCUAACCAGUGGCCUUUUCUCCACCCUGAAAAAUCCUGAAUUUUCUUUUGCAAGUUCAAGUUUUGCAUUGUUAUUCUUGCUCUUUCAAGUUUCCAGCCUGUUUUAGAAGCUAGUGGUUUACAUGUUGGACUUUUAUGAAACGCCAAGUAAACAAUAAAUACAUUCUCCUUCCAGCACCCUCAA
This is a messenger RNA of Myripristis murdjan (pinecone soldierfish), 1123 nucleotides long. RefSeq names its product MAD2 mitotic arrest deficient-like 1 (yeast) (gene mad2l1). Gene Ontology annotation, biological process: mitotic spindle assembly checkpoint signaling. The record is from RefSeq and is a predicted model, not a curated record. The coding region runs from base 115 to 723 and encodes 202 amino acids. Gene Ontology annotation, cellular component: cytoplasm; kinetochore; nucleoplasm. The transcript is spliced from 5 exons. Lineage: Eukaryota; Metazoa; Chordata; Actinopteri; Holocentriformes; Holocentridae.